GGGAAUCUGCGCGGGGAGAGGGGAGAAGUAUUCCCAGAGAAGGGCUAGGAGAAAGGCACGAGGAUUGGGGCUGCUCGCAGGUGUCGGACUUCUUAAAAACAUCUGUCGGCUGUGCCUGGGGCCCAGGGACAAAGCGGCAACGGGAGCGGAGCAGGAACAACCCAGUACCGGCCUACAGAGAUGAAAUCCAAAAGAUUUUUCUGUGAAGAAUAAAGCUGGUUAAAGCUUUAGGAAGAAACUGAGGAGUCUGCUAUAAUUUUUAUUUCAGUGUGAAGAUCUCUGCUUUGACUUGAUGUCAAUGGUUUACGGGCUGGUUCCAAAACACUCAAAGGUACCAAAGCACUCCAAGCAACCUCUGAACAAUUCAAGCGAGUUGUGUGCGUUUAUUUGAUAUGUUGGAGUCUACAGAGAAUCUUCAUGGAUUCUAAUGCUGACAUCAGUGCAAGAAGAGUGUCAGGAAUGGAUUGGCUCUGGAUGGUCUGCUUCUUUCAUCUAGUCACUUCACUAGAAGAAAUACUUCUGGAUACAACUGGAGAAACCUCAGAGAUUGGCUGGACCUCUCACCCUCCUGAUGGGUGGGAAGAAGUAAGUGUCCGGGAUGAUAAGGAGCGCCAGAUCCGAACCUUUCAAGUUUGUAACAUGGAUGAACCAGGUCAAAAUAACUGGUUGCGUACGCACUUCAUAGAGCGACGUGGAGCCCACCGAGUCCAUGUCCGCCUACAUUUCUCAGUGAGAGACUGUGCCAGCAUGCGUACUGUGGCCUCUACUUGCAAAGAGACUUUCACACUCUACUACCACCAGUCAAAUGUCGACAUAGCCUCUCAGGAACUGCCAGAGUGGCACGAAGGCCCCUGGACCAAAGUGGAUACUAUUGCAGCUGAUGAAAGCUUUUCCCAGGUGGACAGAACUGGGAAGGUGGUAAGGAUGAACGUUAAAGUACGUAGCUUUGGGCCACUCACAAAGCAUGGCUUCUACCUGGCCUUCCAGGACUCAGGAGCCUGUAUGUCCUUGGUGGCAGUCCAGGUCUUUUUCUACAAGUGUCCAGCUGUGGUGAAAGGAUUUGCCUCCUUCCCUGAAACUUUUGCUGGAGGAGAAAAGACCUCACUGGUGGAGUCACCAGGGACAUGUGUAGCAAAUGCUGAAGAGGCAAGCACAACUGGGUCUUCAGGUGUUCGGUUGCACUGCAAUGGAGAAGGAGAGUGGAUGGUGGCCACUGGACGAUGCUCUUGCAAGGCUGGUUACCAGUCUGUUGACAGCGAACAAGCUUGUCAAGCCUGUCCCAUUGGUUCCUUUAAAGCAUCUGUGGGAGAUGACCCUUGUCUUCUCUGCCCUGCCCACAGCCACACUCCACUGCCAGGUUCCAUUGAAUGUGUGUGUCAAAAUCACUACUACCGAUCUGCUUCUGACAAUUCUGAUGCUCCAUGCACUGGCAUCCCUUCUGCUCCCCGUGACCUCAGCUAUGAAAUUGUUGGAUCCAGCGUGCUCCUGACCUGGCGCCUCCCCAAGGACUUGGGUGGCCGCAAGGAUGUUUUCUUCAAUGUCAUCUGCAAAGAAUGCCCAACAAGGUCAGCAGGGACAUGUGUGCGCUGUGGGGACAAUGUACAAUUUGAGCCACGACAAGUGGGCCUGACAGAAAGUCGUGUUCAAGUCUCCAACCUACUGGCCCGUGUGCAGUACACUUUUGAGAUCCAGGCUGUCAAUUUGGUGACUGAGUUGAGUUCAGAAGCACCCCAGUAUGCUACCAUCAACGUUAGCACCAGCCAGUCAGUGCCCUCCUCAAUCCCUAUGAUGCAUCAGGUGAGUCGUGCUACCAGUAGCAUCACACUGUCUUGGCCUCAACCAGACCAGCCCAAUGGGGUUAUCCUGGAUUACCAGCUACGGUACUUUGACAAGGCAGAAGAUGAGGAUAAUUCAUUUACUUUGACUAGUGAAACUAACAUGGCCACUAUAUUAAAUCUGAGUCCAGGCAAGAUCUAUGUCUUCCAAGUACGAGCUAGAACAGCAGUAGGUUAUGGCCCAUACAGUGGAAAGAUGUAUUUCCAGACUUUAACGGGAGGAGAGCACUCGGAGAUGGCACAGGACCGACUGCCACUUAUUGUGGGCUCAGCACUUGGUGGUCUAGCUUUCUUGGUAAUUGCUGCCAUUGCCAUUCUUGCCAUCAUCUUCAAGAGUAAGAGACAAGAGACACCAUACACAGACCGCCUGCAGCAGUAUAUCAGUACACGAGGACUUGGAGUGAAGUAUUACAUUGAUCCUUCCACGUAUGAAGAUCCCAACGAAGCUAUUCGGGAGUUUGCCAAGGAGAUUGAUGUGUCCUUCAUCAAAAUUGAGGAAGUCAUUGGAUCAGGAGAAUUUGGAGAGGUGUGCUUUGGGCGCCUAAAACACCCAGGGAAACGUGAAUACACAGUAGCUAUUAAAACCCUGAAGUCAGGUUAUACUGAUGAACAGCGUCGAGAGUUCCUGAGUGAGGCCAGCAUCAUGGGGCAAUUUGAGCAUCCCAAUGUCAUCCACCUGGAGGGUGUGGUCACCAAAAGCCGACCAGUCAUGAUUGUCACAGAGUUCAUGGAGAAUGGAUCGCUGGAUUCCUUCCUCAGGCAGAAGGAGGGACAGUUCAGUGUGUUACAGCUGGUGGGAAUGCUACGAGGGAUUGCAGCAGGCAUGCGCUACCUUUCAGACAUGAACUAUGUGCAUCGUGAUCUCGCAGCACGUAACAUCUUAGUCAAUAGUAACCUUGUAUGCAAGGUCUCAGACUUUGGUUUGUCCCGCUUUCUUGAAGAUGAUGCUUCAAAUCCCACUUACACUGGAGCUCUGGGUUGCAAAAUCCCCAUCCGUUGGACUGCCCCUGAAGCUGUCCAGUAUCGCAAGUUCACUUCCUCCAGUGAUGUCUGGAGCUAUGGCAUUGUCAUGUGGGAGGUGAUGUCCUAUGGUGAGAGACCUUACUGGGACAUGUCCAACCAGGAUGUAAUUAAUGCCAUUGACCAGGACUAUCGCCUACCACCACCCCCAGACUGCCCAACUGUUUUGCAUCUGCUGAUGCUUGACUGCUGGCAGAAGGAACGAGUCCAGAGACCAAAAUUUGAACAAAUAGUCAGUGCCCUAGAUAAAAUGAUCCGCAAGCCAUCUGCUCUCAAAGCCACUGGCACUGGGAGCAGCAGACCAUCUCAACCUCUCUUGAGCAACUCCCCUCCAGAUUUUCCUUCACUCAGCAAUGCCCAUGAGUGGUUGGAUGCCAUCAAGAUGGGUUGUUACAAGGAGAAUUUUGACCAGGCUGGUCUGAAUACAUUUGAUGUCGUAUCACGCAUGACUCUGGAAGAUCUCCAGCGUAUUGGAAUCACCCUGGUUGGUCACCAGAAAAAGAUUCUAAACAGCAUCCAGCUCAUGAAAGUUCAUUUGAAUCAGCUUGAACCAGUUGAAGUGUGAUGCUUUAAUUCUUUAUUUCACCAGACUCGAAUUCUGAGAGGAUUCAGAGGGAUUGUCACUGUAAGAAAAGGAAAUGGCAAGAUGCUCCUUGAAGACUUAUUGCACCUAGAGAGUAGACAUUACAUGUCCCAUUUCAUCAGCAAAAAGAGAAUCUUGCCAUGAUUCAAAAGCAGAGCUUUUAGCUCUGCUAGCUGGUGGUGUUUAAAUAUGGCUGGCAUGCACUAGGAGUAGGUCAGGGGAGGGAAGGUUAUAGUAAUGCAGGGGGAGCUGGUAUAAUAGUUUGGACAGAUCACAAGCACCUGCUAGCUCUUCUCCACUAACUAAAAAUAUCAGACAAUUCUCCAAACGUCAUCAGCAGGCUUUAUCUGUGACUGGGAACUCAACAAAGUGGUAAAGACAUAAAAGCCACAAAGAAAUCAGAAUUUUUCCAGAAGAAUAUCAGCAUAUUGUGAGAGAUUAUCACUCAGUUGGAAAUGGACAUUGCUUCCAUCUGCAGUAUGCCAGAAUAGUGAGAAAGUGGAGUUCCACUUAAUGCAUAGUAUUGGUAAACAAUGAGAUACAUCACCUGGUAAUUUUUCACAGUGGUUAAGAGUAAAGGGGUUGAAAUUCUGUGCUAUAACAUAUGCAGUUCUUUGGGUCUGUCCCAUGAUCCAGAAGGGAAACUUACUAAUCCAUUGUUCUGAGGCAAGGAACAACAAGACUUAGAUGCAUAGCAUCUAUCUAUGGGAGUGUAAACAGAAUAAAAAAUAAUGGUUCAUAAAAUCCAUCCUGCUGAAUUUUCAAUUGGAGAGCCCAUUCUUAAGAAGAAAGGUGCAAGUUGCACUCAGUUCUGGUUUCUUUCUUUUCUAACUCUCCUCCAGUCCCUCCCCUCUACCCAGAUAUGCAGAUAUGGAAGGGAGUAACAGAAAUAAAUCUGAAGUCCUUUGCAAUUGAAAAAUGUUUUCUACUUUUCUCACCCUGACAAGUCAUAGCAGUCCACACUAAUACUGAUUGAAAACUGUUUCUGAGGAAAAUGCAGAUCUGCAGUAGUCAAUUCCAAAUAGACAAUUGGAUCAAAGGAUAUGAAACUCCUUCACAAAUUCUUGUCAGAGAACAGUACCAGUCACAGCAGUAACUUCAGUCUCUAAAAUAAGAAUAACUAUGUUCUCGGGAUCAAUCAUACUGCCUGGUCAGUAGUGCAUGAGAAUGACCAGAGGAGUCAGAUUCUCUCUCCCUUUUUAGAUAGACUGCCUAAGAAAAGAUCUCUUUGUGGAGGGGAAGAGCUUCAAGACUUAGGAUGUAUCCCAGUGUCUGUCACUGAGCAGAAGCAGGAAAACAAGAAGCUCAGCUUGAAAGUAAAAUUCAACCAAUACACUUGUUCACCUCAUCAAGGCAUAAGAAAGGAAAUGGAAAUAGCCUUGCUAAGCAAGACCACAAUUAAGACACUGCAUAAAAAUAUACAUUCUUCAUGUCUGGAGUGACUCACCGUUCUGAUCUGUGAAUGAUUUGGUUCACCAUGAACUAGUCAUCAAUCACUGUAUUUUUCCAGCUGUCAGGGUUAGAGUUGCACUUCAGCAGUACUAAUUCCUGUAUAGUUUUAAGAGUUUCCCCCAGCAAUUAAAAGAUAUAAAUCACUUUUUUCACUUAUGAAUCUCAUUAUACAAUAGGAGGUGCACCAGAAUAGUUGCGCUCCAAUAGCCAACACAGUUCAGAUUAUUACAACAUAAGAGCAACAUAUGCUAACAUUUUCAGUUGGAAGAGUAAGAGCAGAAGUACAUUUUUUCAAGAAAUAAAAAGUCAAUCCAAAAACAAUCCAAAGGAAUAAGAACAAAACAUUCGUAACAGUACAAAGAGAACGUGAAGAUUUUUUUUAAAUGAACAAAUCUAGAAGUGGUCCACCUGUAAAAAGCAAGAUUCUAUAACUUUUAAAAGAAUUUCUCGGAUCUUGUAAUGCUCAGAAAUCCAAGGUUUUGUGUAUGCUGACUAUCAGUUACACCCACAGUGUAUGAGACUGAGCAAGAGUUGCUCUCUUCAGAAAGGCUACUGAGCAGAAAGUGUUGAGGGGAAUCUAGGGUUUCUAGCACCUUCCACAGAGGGCACAAACACGUGUACAUGCAUUCAUAUAUGAGUAUGUUUUAACAGAGAAACAGCAGGCUAUGUUUUUCAUACACAGUGGUCCCUUUUAGUGGUCAAGAUUAGUGGAGAAAUUAAUGAUCUAGUUCAAAUUCUGUCUCUUUUUAGUCCAGUGGAAACUUAAUCCUACGUGCUUUUUCAGCACUUAAUUUUUCUGCAGUAGGAAACAAAAUAGGAGCCUUGUCUUACUCUCAGACUAGUGACAGUGAGGUUUAAUAGCCUUCUAUGGGGAUCUGCAAUGAAUUUAUCUGCUUGGUGAGAAUGCAGGCAAUAGUACAUUUACUGUUGCAUACCAAGUCUAUGAUAAAGUUGUUUACACAUACAAAGGAUAAUGAUUUACUUGCUUAUUGUAUCUUAACCUGGCAGCUAAAUACCACACAGUUAUUUGCUCACUCUCCCACCUACCCCCCUAUAUAGAAUGAGAGAGAGAAUCUGUAAUAAAAUAGAACUUAUGGGUUGAGAUAAAAAAAGUAUUUACUAAGGCAGAAGAGGAAAACGGAAACAGAAAAGCAAUUAUAGAAUAUAUAUAGCCACAAGGCAAUUAUUCAGCAAUAAAUACAACAUCGCACCAGCAAUGCAAGGUCUCCUUCACACUGAUUAGUGCUCCCACAACCCCGGAGCAGCAACUGUUCUCUGGCCAACUCCCCAUAGCAUUAUGGCCUUCCCCAUAGUGUCAUUAGUAAGGCACCUGUCCUGGCUCUGUCCCAUCCCCUGCACCAUCAUGGCAUCUGCUGUUCUCCACACUCCGUUGCUCAGGAACAACCAAACAUCCAUCCAAUGCAAUUGGCACUGUUUCAUCUGCAAUCAGGACACUGCUAUACCAGGAUAGGUAAGUAGUGAUAAGACAUCAUAAAUCUCCCUGUUUUUGAGUUUGGUUGAAAUAUUCCUACAACUGGCCAAAGGGGUCAAUAUUCAAGAUGUCCUGUUGUAGCUAGAGUUGUGCAGAGAGAGGUUUGAGGUAGCAGAUGGAAUGCAAAAGGGCAACUGUCUUCUGUAAGAGGUCCCUUUAUAUAUUCUCAGGGGAUCCCUAUUUUUCCUCGUAACUUGGGGUGCAAAGACUGUUGUGUUUAAUAUAUCUUGUGUGAUUUGUCAUCAUGUCACUCCUCAACUUCGCAAAUAUGAAGGAAAGGUAAUCCUGUACUAGUGAAUAAGCAAAAGAUAAGAUGGAAAAAAAAGCACUAAAAAUAAUAUCCUGAUCUCACUUUACUCAAUCCUAUGUGAAAAUAGAAAUCUCACUUUCUGUUCCAACAGACAUCGGUGGGGAUCUUCUGCAAUAUAUGAGCACCCUUAACAAGUAGAAAUCAGAAUCAGAAGGGAAAACAGUGGGAUCCACCUAGACAUCUGCUAUCUGUAAUUACUAGAAAAAAAGAGAAACAAUACAAUAAAGUUUUACAGACCCAUAUUAUCUGCUGGAGAGUCAGCUGGGAGAUUAAGAAGUUAUUAUAUGGAGUAAAUGUGGAUAAUAAUAUCUGUAAUGUGUAUAAUAGGCAUUACAGGAUGCAGAAGCAGAAGAAAUAAAGAACAUCCAUGGCUUCCAUGAGACCAGCGUAACAAAUACAAAAGUCACAUUUUUCUAAUCACCUUGAAAUUCAUUAAUGACUUUAUGAUUUUUGUUAUUGGUAUUCCACAUCACAUAGCUAUAAUUAUCACCUAGUCUCACCUCUGCUUGUAAGUGUUCAGUUUUUCCCUCCAUAAGGAAAUCCACAACUCUUAUGAACUGAACUGUCCACAUGUCUUUGAGACACAAGUUCUAUCUCUUCCGAAACUGGAAAGCAGUCUGUCCUUUCCAUCAGAUUCAUCACAAUUCAGAAGAGGGAAUUAUGUAACUGAACUGUUCUCUUACCUGCAUUUUCCAAAGUUCAUCCUGCUUGCAAGCCACUCUCCACAGGGUGGCAUCCAUCACAGCAAUGAGCAAGCUGAGCACAAAGAGAGCGGCAGAAGCAGUGAAGGUUAAAUAUCUGAUGCAAUACAUGAGGGGUAGGUCUAUUUCACUGGUGGCAGGUCCAUUCAUCUUGGUAAAGAACUCGUAAGUACUGAAAAGCUGUUUAAUGUAGUUGUGAAAGUGGCCAUCAGGAUCUUGGGUCUGGAAGAUGGUUUAAAAAGCUAGCAAAGAAAACAAAGGACGAAAAAUACAAAAAAAGAAGAAAACUGAAGGCCACUGUCAUGGCCCUUGCCAGCAUAAUCUGAUAAUCUGUAAACUAUAGUAUCGGAUUUUAGCCCAAACAUCUGUGUCAUCCUGGUCUCUCCUAUGUAUCCUAGUUUCAGUUGGGGCAGUUAAAUUUCUUCCUGGUAGCUGGUAUGAUGUUGUGUUUUGGAUUUAGGAUCAGAACAACGUUGAUCACAUACCAACAUCCUCGUUGCUGAGUGGCACUUACACUAGGUCAAGGACUUUUCAGUUUCGCAUGUUGUCCUGACAGCAAGGAAGUCAGAGGUGCACCAGGAGCUGAGAGAGGGCUGAACCAGAAUAGCUGAUCCAAAAUGGCCAGAGGUAUUUUCCAUACUACAUGACAUCAUGCUGAACAAUAAAACUGCAGUAGUUGGCCAGGGGAUGCUUUUGCUGCUGGGGAGCUGGAA
Lagopus muta (rock ptarmigan) is the source of this 8106-nucleotide messenger RNA. RefSeq names its product ephrin type-B receptor 5. Bases 418 to 3420 code for a protein of 1000 amino acids. Gene Ontology annotation, biological process: axon guidance; protein phosphorylation; central nervous system projection neuron axonogenesis. Gene Ontology annotation, molecular function: ATP binding; transmembrane-ephrin receptor activity; protein binding. The record is from RefSeq and is a predicted model, not a curated record. The transcript is spliced from 18 exons. Lineage: Eukaryota; Metazoa; Chordata; Aves; Galliformes; Phasianidae. Gene Ontology annotation, cellular component: neuron projection; plasma membrane.